This is a messenger RNA of Olea europaea var. sylvestris, 416 nucleotides long. RefSeq names its product NAC transcription factor 29-like. Gene Ontology annotation, molecular function: DNA binding. The transcript has a single exon. Bases 1 to 354 code for a protein of 117 amino acids. NCBI's taxonomy places the organism in Eukaryota, Viridiplantae, Streptophyta, Magnoliopsida, Lamiales, Oleaceae. The record is from RefSeq and is a predicted model, not a curated record. Gene Ontology annotation, biological process: regulation of DNA-templated transcription.
AUGGAGAGCAACCCUAUACAAACUGAAACUGCUGCUCUUACAAGCCUCAUACACAAUAUCAUUCCCACAACUUCAAGUCCUGAUGACAGUUAUGAUGAUUAUUUCUCCCGGCUUACUGAUGAUGAAUACUUUGGCAGUUUGCCUCCGGGUUUUCGAUUUGUGCCGAGUGAGGAUGAGCUUAUUCAUGAAUACUUGAACAAAAAGAUUAGGAAUGAGAUGCUGCCUCGAAACAAGAUUAACGUCCUUAACCUAUACGAGUUCAACCCGGACCAACUUGCUAGUGAGAUGACUUAUUUAGUUAAUUUGUAUACAUUUGUUUUGUUACUUGUUGCACGGAGAGGAAAGAAUUUGUAGGGUUUUAAAAAUGGAACUUUUCUUUGUAAAUGUUGAUUUCCUCGUGUUAUUUGGUUUGCAGC